CAUAAAUUCAUUUUAUAUUAGAGCGCAAUAAGUGAAACAUGUCUGAUCCAAAUGUUUCAAAGCAAGAUGAGGCAACUCCUUCACAACCAAGUAAACAAACACACUACCCUGUACCAGUUAUUGAGUCAAAUAAUCAAGCAGUAAGUGAUAUAGAUGCGCCAGGGUAUGGAUUGGAUGACGCUACCAUAUCGGAUUAUGAAGAAGCAGGCACGUAUAUCGGUGACAUAUAUAUACCACCGCCAAUCCCGCCGCACUGUUCAAUGGAAAGCACCGGAACAAGGCUCAUUAUAACAAAAAUAAUUAAUAAAAAUUUUAAAUCAUAUUGGCAAAGUGUUAAAUUGGGACCUUUUCAUCAUGGAUUUACUGCUAUUAUUGGUCCGAAUGGUAGCGGUAAAAGCAACGUGAUUGAUUCGCUAUUAUUUGUAUUCGGCUAUCGCGCUAAUAAAAUGCGAUGCAAAAAAGUUUCCACAUUGCUUCAUAAUUCAGGAAAUCAUCCAAACACCUCUUCUUGUUCCGUUGCGGUGCACUUUCGCCAAAUCGUGUAUGUCAAUGACGAAACGUGCAAAGAAAUUCCUGGUACCGAAGUGAUUAUAGAGCGGGUAGCUUUUCGUAAUAAUUCUUCGUAUUAUACCAUAAAUGGACGACGUGUAAAAUUUAAAGCGGUGGCAAAAUUGUUAAAAACGCAUCAUAUCGAUUUGGAUCAUAAUCGGUUUUUAAUUCUACAGGGCGAAGUCGAAUCGAUAGCGAUGAUGAAAGCAAAAGGACAGAACGAAAAUGAGACCGGUAUGUUGGAGUACUUGGAAGACAUUAUAGGCACAAGUCGGUACAAGGAACCGCUUCAAAAAACUAACGAACGCAUUGAACAGUUGACAGACAAGCGCACUGAAGAAAAGAAUCGCUUAAAAAUGUCUGAACGUGAAAUGAAUGAUUUAAAACCGCUAUAUAAUGAAGCCUUGAACUAUUUAAGGCUGGAGAACGAAAAUACAUGUACUGAAAACCUGAAAAUACAAAAGUACAUUAGUGAAAAACGUAAAAAAUUAGAUGAAUACACAAAGGAAGAAGAAGAGGUUUCUAACAAAUUGAUACAACAUGAUAGAAAUUCUAUGGAUUUACAAGCGAAACGUAAAGAAAAAGAAGAACUGGAACGUAAAGAAAUCAUGGAAUUUGAUGCUUUACAAAAGAAAAGAGAAGAUUUAGUAAAGGAUCUAGAAAGAGCAAGCAGUGAUUUUACUAGAGUACAACAUACUAUGGCAGCAGUUAAUAAACGUCGUGAAGAGAAUAAAGUUUCGCUAGAGAAAUGUGAAGCGAAUUUGGAGGCUUUGAAGAAAGUGCCAGAGAAGAACGAAGCUGAAAUCAAAGAAUGUGAAACGAAAGUAGAGAAACUAACUAAACAGAAAGCAGAAGCUGAUGAGGAUUUACAAAAAAAUCACAUUCUUGUCGAAGAGCAAAUGAAACCUCUGCGUGAAAAACGUACUAAACUCGUAACGGAACUUUUUGAUUUUAAACAAAUAUUUGACAGUGCAAAGUCGGAACAAAUACUGCUGGAGAAAGAAUUAAACAUCCUGAAACGUGAUGAAACAGUAGAAGCAAACAAAUAUGCAACUCUUAAAACAUCAUAUGAUGUUUCUCUUAAAAGUUUGGAAACACAAAAAGAGAAGUUUGAAGAGAUUCAGGCAAAACUGCCAGAAAUAGCUCUAUGUAUCAAGGAAAAAAAACAGGAAUUGGUGCAAUUAAAUCAAGAUGCGAAGACCAAACGACAACAAGUCAACGUACUUAAGUCACAAGUGACCAGUUUAAGAAUGGCCCGUUACAACAAUAAAGUUGUUGACUUUUUGAUAAGAGAAAAACUUUCUGGCAAAAUACCUGGUGUACUCGGACGUUUAGGCGAUUUGGCCGGUAUCGACUCAAAAUAUGAUGUUGCGAUUUCAACUGCUUGUGGUCGUUUGGAUAAUAUCUUGGUGGAAGAUGUUCGCACAGCACAGAAAUGUAUUGAAAGCUUGAGACAAGCUGGUGUUGGGCGAGCAUCGUUUAUUGCAUUGGAGAAAAUAAAACAUUUCAGCAAAUAUUCUGGGCCUAUAGAAACUCCAGAAAACACACCACGACUUUAUGAUUUGCUUCGUGUCGAAGAUGAACGUGUUUUGCCCGCAUUUUACUUUGUCCUUCGUGAUACACUCGUUGCAGAUGAUCUCGAAGUAGCGUCACGUAUUGGUUUUGGUGCGCGUCGGUUUCGUGUUGUAACAGUCAGUGGCGAUAUAAUCGAAACAUCCGGUACUAUGUCAGGUGGUGGUCGUUCAAAAAUUCGUGGAAAAAUGAGCUCCAAAGUGCAAACGAAAACCAAACCAGAUUUCAACAGCUCAACCAGCGAAAAAGCUUUAGAUGAAAUGCAAGAGCAAGCCCAGAAUCUUCUGUCUGAAAUCAAUUUUUUGCAAGAAAAACAAGGUCGUAUUGAACGCGAACUGCUUCAACUACGAGCAAAGCGUGUACAAUUUGAAAAUGAUGGCAAAAAACUAUCAAUAUCAAAUAAAAGUUUAGAAGAGCAAUUACCAAGAGAUUUUGAGCGAUUAGAGAUACAAAAGAAACAUAUGGAUGCAACAAAAUCCGACAUGGUUAAAGUCAAUGAUUUAGAAAAACUAAUAAAUGAGAAGAAAAAGAGUGUGGAAAACGCUAAAGUUGACACCGAUAAACUAGAUAAAAAAAUUGCAGCAACGAAAGCUGAUAUAGAGGAAAUUCAUAGCAAUAAAAUAAAAUUCGUACAGGGAAAAAUUAAAAAUUUAUCCAAUCAGAUAGAUAAACUGUCCGAGAACAUAACUAAGUUGAAGGAUGAAGUCAGUUCUUCAGAGCGAAAUAUCCAGAAAACAGAGAAGGAGAUUGAGAAUUUAAAUUCAAUGAUUGUGAAGUCCCAGGAUGACAUAACUGAGCUUGAUGAACAACGCCAGAAGCACGAUGAUGAAACCGUAAAAUUAACUAAACAAUUAGAAGAGACAAAAGAAGCUUUAGUUAAUACUAAAUCUGGUGCCAGUGUUGUACGAAAACAGAUAAAAGAAAUUGAGGUCCUUGAAGAACAGCAAAAGUUGAAGCGUGUCGCAAUUAUAGAAAAACUUACCACAACAACUAAUUGUAUCAACGAAGUAAAAUCACAAAUACCGCAUUGGGAGCAGAAGUUAAAAACGCUAAAACUAAAUGAAAUACCUGGAGAUAAAAAGCCACAGGAACCCUUGAACACAUACACGGAAGAAGAGUUAAACUCAUACACAAUACAAGAUGUACAGUACAAGCAGAGUGUACAAGAGGAAAUAUUGCACAAAAAAAAACCAGACCUCUCAUGCAUCAAUGAAUACUAUAAGGUAAGAGAGAAAUAUAUACAACGUGAAAAAGUAUUUGAUGACUCUACAGCCAAAAGAAAUGAAAUGCGACAACUGUAUGAUGAUGUACGUAAAAAGCGUUACAAUGAAUUUAUGCAUGGUUUUAGCAUUAUAACGAAAAACCUUAAGGAGAUAUAUCAAAUGUUAACGCAAGGCGGUAAUGCAGAACUGGAAUUCGUUGAUUGGAACGAUCCAUUUACUGAAGGUGUUUCGUUUAGCGUUCGACCCCCAAAAAAGUCUUGGAAAAACAUAUCAAAUUUAUCAGGUGGUGAAAAAACGCUGUCUGCAUUGGCUUUAGUUUUUGCUUUACAUUACUUCAAGCCAGCACCAAUUUAUUUCAUGGACGAAAUUGAUGCAGCGCUCGAUUUCAAAAAUGUAUCUAUUCUUGCGCAUUACAUUAAGUGUUUUCCAUCUGUUAUUGGCAAGUUGCAGAAAGUAGAAAAAGGUGCUUCUCUUAAUGGUCUCGAGGGUAAUAUGAACCGGGUUAUGAUUGCUGCUUGGCUGUCAAUAGAAAUGGUUAUACUACUUCUGUCCUCGAUGUGA
Teleopsis dalmanni is the source of this 3905-nucleotide messenger RNA. RefSeq names its product structural maintenance of chromosomes protein 4-like. The record is from RefSeq and is a predicted model, not a curated record. Gene Ontology annotation, molecular function: protein binding; ATP binding; ATP hydrolysis activity. Gene Ontology annotation, cellular component: chromosome. Bases 39 to 3905 code for a protein of 1288 amino acids. The transcript has 8 exons. Gene Ontology annotation, biological process: mitotic chromosome condensation. NCBI's taxonomy places the organism in Eukaryota, Metazoa, Arthropoda, Insecta, Diptera, Diopsidae.